Phytophthora nicotianae INRA-310 is the source of this 1068-nucleotide messenger RNA. RefSeq lists its product as hypothetical. Bases 1 to 1068 code for a protein of 355 amino acids. The record is from RefSeq and is a predicted model, not a curated record. The transcript has a single exon. NCBI's taxonomy places the organism in Eukaryota, Oomycota, Peronosporomycetes, Peronosporales, Peronosporaceae.
AUGGCCACCAGCUCCACUCCCACCAAAAUGACGCACCGUUUCUUGGGUGACUCUGGCCUCCUGGUCUCCAAGCUGUCGCUCGGCUCCUGGAUGGGCUACGACGAAAAGUACACGGUCGACGGAUGGUAUGAGAUGGUCAAGAUCGCGUACCAGCACGGCGUCAACUUGUACGAUACGGCCGAGAUUUAUGGCAACGGCCAAGCCGAGGAGCUUCUUGGUGGUGCCAUCAAGAAGGGCAUAUCCGAAGGACUCUGGAGUCGCGAGGACCUCGUCAUCUCCACCAAAAUCUUCAACGGAUCCAAGGGAUUCACGGAUGGCGGCCCCAAUGACCAGGGCAACAGCCGCAAGCACAUCGUUGAGGGGAUCAAGGCUUCCCUUAAACGCCUCGAUCUCGACUACGUGGACGUCAUUUUCUCGCACCGCCCAGAGCCCUACACGCCCAUUGAAGAGACUGUGCGAGCCAUGAACUUUGUCAUCAACCAGGGCUGGGCCUUCUAUUGGGGCACCAGUGAGUGGCUGGCAUCGGAUAUCCGUGAAGCUUGCGAGAUUGCGGACCGUUUGGGCCUGAUCCGUCCCAUUGUGGAGCAAGCGCAAUACAACAUCUUUGUACGGAGCAAAGUGGAGUUCGAGUACCUGGACUUGUACAAAAAGUACAAGCUGGGACUCACGACGUGGUCUCCUCUGGCGUUUGGCACGCUGACAGGGAAGUACAGUGACGGCAAACCCGAAGGAUCGCGCUAUACUUCUCCCAUGUUUAAAGAGGACAGUCCCUUUGCGGCGGGUUUCGCGGAGCGUGUGGAGAUGGCGGACAAGUUGAAACCGAUUGCCAAGGAGCUCGGCUGCUCGCUCGCUCAGAUGUCCAUGGCCUGGGCUGUGGCCAAUGAACACGCGUCGACUGUUCUGAUAGGCGCUAGUCGCCCCUCGCAGUUGGAGGAGAAUCUGAAGGCGCUGGACUUUGUCGACAAGAUCACUCCGGAGGUCAGGGCCAAGAUUGACGAGGUGGUCAAAUUUGUGCCGACGGUGUCGGAGAUGGACCAACUCGCGUUGCUUCGUGGACGUCACUUGUAA